CCGUUGUUGUUGUUGUUGUUUGGGAUGUAAGUGAUACAUGAAAUGUCUCUUUAAUCAGACGUCUGUCAAUCCAACAGGAAUUACUCUGGGUUUCAAGUAGGUCUGGAGUUUGGGGAACCCCGGUUAGCUAGCUAAUGUCAUUAGCAAAGGUUAAACAGUAGACAAAGGUGGGAAACAAGGAGUCAUUUUUAAAGUUAACGUUACAGGGCUACAAUUUGGGACCACAAUCAGUCAUUUAAAAAUGAAGUGUCCGUCCAACUACGAGGAACCCCGGUUUCCAUGCAACAUGGAGAAACAUGUCACAUACAAGGAGUCGGGCCUGAAAACCUCCCCACUAAAGGAAUGCGUCCAAGUAGUAGUCAAACCACAGCUCUCACCAUGUGUCACCACCGCUGCCAACUUUUGCCUCAAGGAUGAUGUGAAAGGUGUUCACAAUAAGGAGAACAACCAACAUGAUGGGGUACUUGACGAGGUAAACCUAGGCUGUGAAGCAUUCGAGGACAGCGGUUUCCUCUCUUUACAGAACAGCCAGAUAGAGGACGUUGAUAACAUAAAGGAACUAGAACAGUCUCCAGGACAGGAUAUAUUCUCCCCAUGUACUCCAGUUGCUGAUUAUCACAAGGCUAAGCAUACUGCCUCAAAACUCCCCAUACUGAAGUUUCAACACGCUGUAUGCCAAGAUCUCGCCAACAGUUUCAAGAGGACCCAUAGCUAUGACUGGUCUGUCAUUAGCCGGCUAGCAGAGGACUCCGGCCUUGAAAGGGUUUUGGGUGGGAACAUGGGCCUUGAAUGUAUGAAGCACAUCCUCACCAGGAUCCUGCAUCUGCUAGGAGAUGUCGACUUGAUAAGCUGUAGAAAAGUGAGCAAGACCUGGAGAAAAAUCUACCAAGACAAGUCUGCACUCCGUAGAUGCGACCAGGCUAAACAGAGACUCAGGGACCCAAGAACUUCUGUAGGACCGGAGAAUGUCGGCUCUUUGACACGAGACGCCGCCCUGUCCCGGGUUGUAAUGACCUGUAUGCAGAGGGCUGCCAGUUUGCUGAAGCAGCACGAGUCGCUGAAGCCCUGUAAGCGCUGCGGCUCUCCUGCCAAGCACAACGCAGAUGCCAUGAGGGCCACCUGUACCCGCCUCAGCUGUGCCUUUGACUUCUGCACCCUGUGCCAGGGCCCUUUUCAUGGCUCCUCAGCCUGCCACACAGGGCUGGCCCGGGGGCCUAGCAGCUCCAGAGCCAUCCUCAUCGGCAGCGCUCGCAGCAAGAGGAACGUCAGGCGCCUGUGAGAUCAACGCCGCCCUGGAUGAAGACUCAAUAACGCACCUUUUUUAAAAACCAACUAAAUUUUAACUAUUAUUUAGUAGUUUUAUUCAUGGACCUUUUAGCCCACUGCCUCCUCUCCACAUACCAAAGGGAUCUCGGCUAUUGGAAUACCCUGUAUUAGAACACAUUGUAUUCUGUGACAAUCCCGUGAUGCCAGGUGUUCGGCAUUUGUCGUCAGAAAGCGACAAUCUUACUGGAAGCCAAAAACAGAAUGUUUACCUGAAUUGUACAUUCAUUUUAUAUUUCUUAAUGGAAUAUCCGUCCGUAAAUAUAUUUGUCUGUUAAAUGUGAAAUGUAAAUAUUUAUAUUGUUGAAAUAAAUUUAUCUUUUGCGAUUUUC
Molecule: messenger RNA, 1655 nt
Organism: Coregonus clupeaformis (lake whitefish)
Lineage: Eukaryota; Metazoa; Chordata; Actinopteri; Salmoniformes; Salmonidae
Product: F-box only protein 5
Exons: 6
Coding region: 242-1279 (345 amino acids)
Biological process (GO): regulation of mitotic nuclear division; negative regulation of meiotic nuclear division
Cellular component (GO): nucleus
Molecular function (GO): protein binding; zinc ion binding
Source: RefSeq, a predicted model, not a curated record